Messenger RNA from Culex quinquefasciatus (southern house mosquito), 1069 nucleotides. RefSeq lists its product as uncharacterized. The coding region runs from base 29 to 1003 and encodes 324 amino acids. The transcript has 2 exons. NCBI's taxonomy places the organism in Eukaryota, Metazoa, Arthropoda, Insecta, Diptera, Culicidae. Gene Ontology annotation, molecular function: RNA-DNA hybrid ribonuclease activity; nucleic acid binding. Gene Ontology annotation, biological process: DNA replication, removal of RNA primer. The record is from RefSeq and is a predicted model, not a curated record.
CCAAGGAGUAUUCGAGAUUACAGACUGGAUGGAGAGUAAGUUGGACCUAGACGUACCGUUCAAAGUAGUUGAAACAAAUCGCCUAGAGUGGGAGUCAGGAGGGCCAACUAUUCCUCCAGGAUCGAUCAUAUUUUACACCGAUGGAUCUAAAAUGGGAAACAAAACGGGUGCUGGAAUAACUGGUCCUGGACUGAAUAUUUCAAUACCUAUGGGACAAUGGACAACAGUAUUUUUAGCGGAAAUAUACGCUAUUGUGGAAUGUACAGCAAUCUGUUUAAAACGAAAUUACAGAUUUGCAAAAAUAUGUAUCUUCUCAGACAGUCAAGCUGCCUUGAAUGCAUUAAAAUCGCCAACAUGCCAAUCCAGGCUUGUUUGGGAAUGUAUAACACUUUUGAAACAAUUAGCAUCCAGAAACCGGGUACAUCUGUACUGGGUCCCGGGUCACCGAGGAAUAGAUGGUAAUGAAAUAGCAGACCUUUUAGCAAGACGAGGUUCGGACGGGCAUUUCAUAGGCCCAGAACCAUUCUGCGGAGUCUCGAAAAGCACACUUAAUAUGGAAUUCACACAAUUGGAGAAAAAGUUGAUUCAGUUGAACUGGGUGAAAGCACACGAUAUGCGUCAGUCGAAAAUGUUUAUCGUCCCCUCCAAACAAAAAUUCGCUCAACUCAUGAAUAUGAAUAAAAAAUAUCUCAGAAUAUACAUCGGUCUCAUAACAGGACACUGUCCGUCUAGAUAUCACCUGAAAAAAAUUGGGCUCAGUCCAAUUGAUAUCUGUCGGAUUUGUAACUGUGAGACUGAAACAUCAAAACAUUUGAUUUGCGAAUACAGCGCUGUUUCUGCAAAAAGAAGACGGAUCUUCAAUAAGGGCAUAAUAAGUCCAAAUGAUGUCUGGCUAGAAAACCCCGGCACAGUAGUUGAUUUCAUCCUAGAAAUCUUGCCAAACUGGGGUACAUCGCAGUGUCAGCCAAUGACCGUAACCCUAAAUGGUAACGUGUCAUCCUGAAAUUUGCGAUAACAAAAUGGGUAUACCGCAAUAGAUCAACUCAAUGGUCGCAGUGGUUCUAAACCC